UGAGCUUCGAGAUCUGUCAUUGCAUCAGAAUCCAACAAGCUAGAUUUAAGAAAAAAAAAAAAAAAUUACUAAACUUUUACACAAGUAGUCAAAUCUCACGUUUUUGUUGUUAAUCGUCAUAAAGAACGUGAAUUGACUAUUCCCCUGUCGGCUUAGUGACACUUUUUAAAUUCUUUAAAAGUACACACAUUUCCACUGUGUAUGUCAGUAUGAUCAUUAAUCAAUUUACAAAUGGACCUUACACUAACUUCAACUUUCUUACCAUCUUUACAACCGGAAAACUCACUUGUUCACCGGAAAAUUAAUCAACCCAUUAUUCUCAAACAUAAAUGGAAUUGGAAAACACAAGUUUCAACUUCAGAGACUAAGUGUAGAACAAUUACUAUGGUCCUAAAGAAACCAAGAAUUGAAGGGAUUAGUGAAGCUUUAAAUGAAAUUGCUACACAAAAUUUAGAUCAUGCUCCUGCUAGAAGAAGGGUUCGAUCAGCUUUUGUUACUGCACAACAACAGCUUGAUCAUAUCUUGUUUAAGAUGGCUCCAGCUGAUAUCAGAUUAGAGGAGUGGUACGAAACAAAUUCGAAAGGCCAACAGAUUUUCUGUAAAAGUUGGUUACCAAAGCCUGGAAUACGAAUUAAAGGUGCUUUGUGCUUUUGUCAUGGAUAUGGUGAUACUUGCACUUUCUUCUUUGAAGGUAUUGCAAAGUAUAUAGCGGCUGCUGGCUAUGCUGUCUAUGCUAUUGACCAUCCCGGUUUUGGUCUCUCUGAUGGUUUGCAUGGAUAUAUUCCUGAAUUUGAUGGUAUAGUUGACAAUGUCAAUGAACAAUAUGCGAAGAUUAAAGGUAGGCCAGAAGUUACUGGGCUUCCCCUCUUUAUAUUUGGGCAGUCCAUGGGAGGUGCAAUUGCUCUGAAAGCUCUUCUUAAGGAACCACUUCAAUGGGAUGGAAUCGUCCUUGUUGCGCCAAUGUGCAAAAUUGCAGAAGACAUGACACCACCAGUUAUUCUGCAGAAAGUCUUGAUUUUUAUGUCUAACAUUAUGCCACAAGCAAAGAUAGUCCCUACGAAAGAUUUGGCGGAAUUGGCAUUCAGGGAGUUCAAGAAAAGGCAAAUGGCUCCAUACAACGUAAUCUCUUACUCCGACAAAACACGCGUGAAAACUGCUGUGGAACUCUUAAAUGCUACAAAAUACAUAGAAUCACAAGUGGAAAAGGUGGCGUCCCCAAUGCUCAUCCUUCAUGGAGCUGCAGAUAAAGUGACGGAUCCUCGAGUGAGUCAGUAUCUGUAUGACAAGUCUUCCAGCAGCGAUAAAACUCUUAAGCUCUACGAAGGAGGCUAUCACUGUAUUCUUGAAGGUGAACCCGAUGACCGGAUUCUUACUGUGCUAAACGACAUCAUCUCGUGGCUUGAUUCUCGGUGUUAAAGGGACUCUGUAGAGGCAUUACUUAUUGAAACCAACACCAUUCAUCUAGGUUAGGAAAUGUGAUUCUACACAAUAAAACCAAAUUCAUCUUGGGAUAUAGGCAAUUUUUUGAACUGCUAUAUUAAUAUUCCUUGAGCCAAGGGACUAUCGGAAACAACCUCUCUACCUUCAUAAGGAAGGCGUAAGUUCUGCGCCCACUACCCUCCCCAGACCCCAUUUGUGGGAUUACACUGGGAGUGUUGUGUUAAUAUUGAUAUUAAAGGAUGAAGCAAAGGAGGAUUGGUAAUACAUGAGACUAUGGCAUAUAUAUUCUUGCCUAGCCAAUAAGAUUCUCAUUGUAUUUGCAAUUCUUUACCACUUUACUAUUCUGCAGAUCCUAGAUAAAGUUGU
This is a messenger RNA of Lycium ferocissimum, 1806 nucleotides long. RefSeq names its product caffeoylshikimate esterase-like. The transcript has 9 exons. Gene Ontology annotation, cellular component: membrane. NCBI's taxonomy places the organism in Eukaryota, Viridiplantae, Streptophyta, Magnoliopsida, Solanales, Solanaceae. Gene Ontology annotation, molecular function: lipase activity. Bases 232 to 1416 code for a protein of 394 amino acids. The record is from RefSeq and is a predicted model, not a curated record.